GAACCGUGUGUCAAAACACAGAGUGAAAUCAGCAGCAGGCAACGCAACAUCUCACCUCGAUUUACGCUUUAGCUCCUUUAUUUGGGGGGAAGUAUUUGUUGACACAAAGUGGUUUUCAUUUACAUCUGCGUACCAUGACCGAACAAUCAGCAUUACUUCUUCGAAAACAACUCGCAGAGCUCAACAAGAACCCCGUAGAGGGCUUUUCAGCUGGUCUGAUAGAUGAUGAUGACAUUUAUAAAUGGGAAGUUGUGAUCAUUGGUCCACAAGAUACCCUUUUUGAGGGAGGAUUUUUCAAAGCGUACCUAACUUUUCCCUAUGAUUAUCCACUACGGCCUCCAAAGAUGAAGUUCAUCACCGAAAUCUGGCACCCAAAUGUUGCAAAGAACGGAGAUGUUUGCAUCUCAAUCCUGCACGAGCCCGGAGAAGACAAGUUUGGUUAUGAAAAGCCAGAGGAGCGCUGGCUUCCCAUCCACACGGUAGAGACAAUCAUGAUUAGUGUUAUCUCCAUGCUGGCAGACCCCAACAGCGACUCCCCAGCUAACGUGGAUGCGGCAAAAGAGUGGAGGGAGGAUCCUAACGGGGAAUUCAAGAGGAAGGUGGCUCGCUGCGUAAGAAAAAGUCAAGAGAUGGCUUUCGAUUAGGAGUCAGUUGUAAAUUCCAGGUUAAAGGAAAUGCCUUUAGAGGGAAGAUUUCAGCAAAAGGCUUUUGCACCCCUUGUUUUGCCAGUCAAAGGAAUCUGUUGGCCUCAACCACGUUUCUGUGAACGGUUGUCGUUUUCCACAAGUUGAGCCAAUUUGAGAACCGUACCAGCGAAAUUAACCCGUUUCCUCCCUGGAAUUGUAUAUUUAAUUUUAUUUAUUUUGAAAAAAUUAAUGAUGUAAGAUAUGUCACUACUGUAAAUGAACUUGCUUUUUUUUAUCUGCUGCUGAACAGUUUCUACUUUAUACCAGGUUUCUUAUGCAAUUUAGUGGUGAAGAUUGUGUAAAACGAAACAGCUGUUACCGUUGGGUCAUCACUUGUCCUCCCGACUGAACACCAGAUUAAUGUCAGCCCAACAAAUCUCUGUCGAUAACAUGUGAAUAUGUUCAACACUGUCAUUUAAUCACUGCUGCCUUUUGUUGGCUUCACCUCCUCAGAGUCCGCUUGUUGUUUAGAGGGACAGGUUGAGAACUCUUAGAGCGUUUUUCAUACAGUAUUUAUAUUCUGAGAAGAGACCUUCUGCUAGCAUUUCCUCAUCAUGCUGAUGCACGUCUAAGAGAUAUAAAACCACGACUCCCAAAUCUGCAUGAUCCCCUCAAACAGCGCUGUCGUGUUUUGUCGCUAUCUGUAGAUGUAAAUGGAAUGGCCUACUGGAUGAUAUAAGAGUGGUGGCUUUAUAACAUAUUGACUGGUGCAUGCGUAGCUAAUGGUAACAGAAGGUUUGUGCCAACUUCUCAGGAUGAAACCAUUCUACUAAAUUAGGGUCUUGAUUAGCAGUCGGUACUGUAAACCUCUAAUAUUCCUGAGCCUUUCCUUUAAACAAGUGGCCCUCGUGGUCAAUGGCGAUAUCUAUUAAUCAUCACCCAGUCUGGUGUCUUUUCACAACGUCAAUAUAAAUCACGAAUGACCAAAAUCAGCCCACGUGUGUAAUGGAUCACCGGCAUCUGAGCGCAGCUAAAUUUAAACGGUUAAUUAAUUUGACGGGGAUUAUGGUCGUUAGAGGUCUUCGUCUCUAAACAUGUUUAUUUCGGGGCGCCAUGGUAGAGUUGGGCCAUCCGUUCUUACAUUCGGCUUUUGAUCACUGUCUAAAGGAGGCUGUAUGUCACAGGACUGUGGGUAGAUUGUUGAGUAAAGCUUUUUAAUUCUAUGAUCGUCUUGAGUUCUGAUUGUUUCAAACCUAGAUAAUAUUUAUCACCCAUUACUUAAUGAUUGAAUUUGGGUUGGAAUUCUUGAUAGAGACUUGAAGUGGACUCGCCAGUUAGUAGAGUAUAAAUAAGUGUUCUGAUGAAAAAACGAACACAAUCCUGCAUCUAGGUUUUAUUUUUUGAUAAAUAAUACACACCGUCGUGUUUGGGUGGAGUCUGGAAACCAUCUGCUUAAUUUGUUCACUUUCCUCGGUGGUGUUGCUGACCGUUAAAGCCAUUAUGACAUCUAUUCUGAAUUAUGUUAUACAUGAUUAUGGUCUGUGACUGACAUUGAAAAAUGGCUAACCAUCUUUUGGCGCAUGCAAUCAGGUUCGAAGGAGUCGGGUACGUUUCGAUACGAUACCAUUUGUUAGUACAUUCUGGGUGAAUGUGAUGUGUACAGUUAGUAGGUGUCUGUAGACUUUAUGAUCACAUGACUGCUGUUGACAUUACCUUUAAAGUCAGAAUUUUCUAACCUACCAUGACCUCCUCUGACCGGUGUUCACUGUAUUUGCACAGAUUCGGUGCGUUUGAAAUGUCAUGAAGCAAUACGCUCUGAAAAUGGUGUGUCCAGGUAAUCCACCCUAACGCCAUUAUUUGGUUGUUUUUGUUCCUCAUUUUUUGUGUCAAUGCAAUGUAUAUUGGACAUGAUGCUCAAUAAAGUGUGUAAACCGA
This is a messenger RNA of Gasterosteus aculeatus aculeatus (three-spined stickleback), 2561 nucleotides long. Its product is annotated as ubiquitin-conjugating enzyme E2 G1. The record is from RefSeq and is a predicted model, not a curated record. Lineage: Eukaryota; Metazoa; Chordata; Actinopteri; Perciformes; Gasterosteidae.